AUGACGUCUUCUACUUCCAGAAAUUUUUGGCUUUUUUACGUGGCCGCGCUCCUCGCUCUUUUCGUUGGCACAUCCUGUGCUGCCCAGAUCUCGACCAUUAGUGUCUCUGAUCUUUCAGUCGAAGCCCUCAGCUCGCAAAAACUACCCCACAAAAUCUGGAAGCUCUCCUUUGACUUCCAAAUAGACAGUGCCAAUGCGGUGUCGAAGGACGAUUAUUUUUUGCUCAGCUUGCCCCAUGUCUACCGCAUUAAAUUUGCUGAGGACGCUGACUACCAGUACAUUACUACGGCCGACGGUUCUCAAGCUUUCAGAUGCUACGCAUCUCAACAAGCCGCAUACAAAUUUGAAAGUUCGGUUCUUAGGUGCGAUGCGACAAUGAGUUUUUCAUCCUUUUCUUUGUUGACCGGAAAUCUUGCUGUUGGCGUGGUUUUCAGUAGCGGCGGCUCCUCUUACCAAUACGAGUUGAGCAAUGCCAGAUACUUCGUGACUGGCCAACAAACUAUUGAUUUUGGUGAUGAAUUGAGCUGCUCGGCAGACUUCGAUCAUGCCCCAAGUGUCGACGGAUACUAUUAUGAGGGUCAUACAACAACGUAUGGAACCAUGGAAUCAUAUUAUCUUGGCUUUACGUGCUCUGACGGCUAUAUUCUUGGAGGCACUCAGGUGAUUGAUUAUAAUCCAAAUGGACAAGUCAACGGCUACGAUUGUGCUCAAGCCCAGGUACAGAUUUCAAAGAACUACAACGACUGGUAUUUUCCUACUGACUUUGAGAAUUUUGAUGGCGACUAUGUCUGCAACGGUGCUACCCUUUCUCUUUCCUUUGACAACAUAAAACCGAACUAUCAAAUUUGGGUCAACAACUUGCAGUCGUUAGACAGCUCGGCUACCACUGUGGUCCACAGCGUCUCUUUCGAUUACACCUGCACCAACACGAAAGCUGGUAACACGUACACUACUACAGCCAACCAGUCACCUGUUUUCAUAAUAAACGAUGGUACUUUCACUGGCAGAGCGCUUGUGAGUGGGCAGACCACCUCAAUCAGUACGACUACGACAACAACAACAACUACAUGGUCAGAUAGCUUUGCAACGACUACUACUGGGCCAGUAAGUUCGGGUGCUACAGUAGUCACCGUUCAUGUGGAUAUUCCGCCCACAAGCUCGAGCAUCAGGGCUAGCUCGUCUUUGAGUUCAGUUGACAGCACCUCUCGUUCUUCAAGCUCUAUUAUCGAGUCUACUGUGACUUCCACCGUUGAGUCUUGCUCCGAGCGGAUUUGCUCGUCUAUUACACGAUCAUCGAGCUCCAGUGAGAUUUUGUCAAGUUCAAGCACGUCGUCAUCGUCUUCCGUUACGGUGACGUCUUCCAGCAUAUUGUCUUCUUCAAGCGUACUAUCAUCUUCAAGCACACCUUCUAGUACUGCAGCUUCGUCCACCGCAUCUUCUAGCACCGCGUCCUCUAGCAGUGCAACUCCCUCCAGCACGGUGCCUUCGUCAAGUACAAUCUCGUCAUUUAGCUCAACGCUGUCUUCCAGUGCAAUGUCGUCGUCUAGCCCACUGUUAUCAUCCUCCAGUUCUGUGGCAUCUUCUAGCGGAGCAACUUCAUCAAACAAAUUGUCUUCCACAACUCUGCCGUCAUCGUUGAGUACACUGCCAUCAUCUGAUUCGAAGUUGUCUUCCAGUACGGUCUCGUCGUCUAGUACACUGCCAUCAUCUGGCUUGAAGUUGUCUUCCAGUACACUCUCGUCGUCUAGUACACUCUCGUCAUCCUCCAGUUUUGUGACGUCCUUGAGCACAGAGACCUCUUCAAACAAACUGUCUUCCAGCACUCUGUCGCCAUCUUCCAGUACUCCGCCACCAUCUUCCAGCACACUUUCACCAUCUUCCAGCAUACUUUCAUCAUCCUCCAGCUCUGCGACGUCCUCUAGUACAGAAACCUCUUCUAGCAAACUGUCUUCCAUCACUUUAUCGUCAUCAUCCAGCGCAUUGUCUUCAUCCAGCACAUUGUCAUCAUCGGCGUCGAAGUCGUCCUCCAGUUUAAUCUCUUCGUCGAGUACAGUCUCUUCUUUUAUCACAGCUCCUCCUCCUGAGGCAUUGUCAUCCUCCAGCCUUGUCUCAUCCUCCAUCAACACUUUGUCUUCCAGUAGUGAAUCACCAUCUAGCACGGGAUCGGCUUCAACUGGUGUGGCGUCUUCAGUCUCAAAUUCAAGUCCUCUUUCGGCGCCGUCCUCUGCACAACAGUCCAGUUUAACCUCAUCGCUCGAGACAUCCCCGUUUUCGAGCAUGGUUUCCGCCAGCCUUUCCUCAGCUUCAAGUGACUCAUCAUGCCUUGGCGUCGCAUGUAGCUCACAGUCUACCACCACAAUCUCAUCCGCGAGUGCCCUCAGCAGUACUUCAUCUUCGGGACCCUCCAAUUCGGUAUCAACAGACUCAUUCACUGUUCUUUCGAGCACCGGGUCCACUUUGAGCUCUUGCACCAAUGGGCAAUGCUCGACGCCUUCGACCUACUCCUCUGCUUUCACACCCAUGACCUUUUCAACGAGCAGUACAGCUUCGAGUACCCCUGAGGUGCCACCUUCAAGUGUCAGUUCAGUCACAUCGAGCACUAUAUCUGCAACGUCGGCGUUCAGCACCCCUUUUUUUAGUGGCAGCUUCCAGUCGCCCACAUCGGGAUCUACUGCCUUAUCGACGGGUGUGAGCAGCAGCCCGUUAUCAUCAACUGUCAGCUCUCUGCUAACGGAGUCACAGACGGCUUUCACGAGUGCCUUAACCUCUGCAGAGCAGCCAUCAACGGGUCCCGACACAACGACUGUGACACCUUCCACAGAUAUAUCAAAUAGUAUCACAACAUUGAUUUCUGGUUCCUCAGCAAGUAGUGGUAUCAGUUCCACUUAUAGUACGGCCGGUGACACUACAACAUCUUCCAGCUAUCCAGGUACCGUGGCAGCUUCAGAGUUUUCGUCGACAAGUCCUUCAGGAAUUUCUGGCACGCCUACUAGCGCAAGUCUUUUGAUCAACACAGUUUCAUCUACAUCUACAGAAAUGAGUUCGACGCCAAGUCUUUUGAUCAACACAGUUUCAUCUACAUCUACAGAAAUGAGUUCGACGCCAAGUCUUUUGAUCAACACAGUUUCAUCUACAUCUACAGAAACGAGUUCGACGCCAAGCCUUUCGAUAUACGUCGGAUCUGCAAGUGGAACAAACGUAUCAGGAAAUUUGCUGGCGAUGAUGGCAAUGAUGUUUUACGCUGUAGUAUAG
This is a messenger RNA of Lachancea meyersii CBS 8951, 3252 nucleotides long. The record is from the annotation of a GenBank genome assembly. NCBI's taxonomy places the organism in Eukaryota, Fungi, Ascomycota, Saccharomycetes, Saccharomycetales, Saccharomycetaceae.